AUGGCAGUUGACAGUAGUGGUUGGGUGUUGGGCAAGGCAUUUGCCCCAGCGCAUGUGACUAGGCGUAACACGUGUGUUAUUCCGUCUGAGUAUUGCCGAUAUAUAUGCAUUCUUGCCGGCAAUAAACUAUCCAUAAUUUUCGCGCCGGAAGGCCAGAACAUCGUUCGAAAUAUCGCUCUCAAAGAGAGCAUCACAGGUUGCGUUAAAGCUCUUCGAUGGUCAAAACCACCUGGGCCCUCAAUUGCUGAACCCGAUGCAUUUUCACCUGACAGCCAACGCAUUCUCUGCGCGAGCGGAAACUAUAUUUCCGUCUGGGAUUUGCACGAUGAGAAUUGGUGUGCCGAAAUCGAAGCUGGCGACACAUUCAAUCUCACCUAUGUCGAUUUUGCAGCCACCCAUGAUGAAGUUAUCGCCUUUUCGGAAUUCAACGUCCACCUAACGAUAUUCUCCUUGUCGACUGGUAGUCAGCGCGUGAUAAAAUCACCCAAGUUUUCCAAUGCGACCGGCUACGGUUUUCGUCCCGCUACGGGCCACCUAGCGCUGCUGCUGAAACUUGACGCGAAUGAUACCCUAACUAUCCAUGAGCCUGAAACUUAUGAAGCCAUCACUACAGUGACUCUAAACACCGUUGAUGCCCAGGGCUUAAAAUGGAGCCGCAAUGGCGCGUGGUUGGGUAUCUGGGACUCUGCGAGCACGAUGCCCAGGGUUGAGAUUUACACUGCGGAUGGGCAGUAUUACAGGACCUAUAGUGAGGCAGCCAACGAUUCAAAUCUGGGAGUGAAAACGAUAGAAUGGAGUCCAGAUUCGCAACUUUUGGCUAUUGGGAGGCAUGAUGGAACUGUUGCACUGACUAACUGCAAGACAUUCUCUUUACUCUCAGUUCUUCCAGACCCUCUCUCAUUUGGGUCUAUAGGCCGCGAUAUCUACGUAGAACAACAGUCCAGCGUCACAAACGGGAUGAGUGAGUACGUCCUAGCUCCGAAAUCACCUGUUUUCCCAUAUACUUUCAGCAGCGCUGGUGGGGGGCAACGCGCAGUAUCCUCAAUUGCCUUCAGCAGAAACAGGCACAUGCUGGCAACAAUCGACCAAAGCCUUCCCCAUAUCGUGUGGAUGUGGUCAACCAAAAGCCAAACCCCCAAGUUGAUUGGUUGUUUGAUCCAAAAAUCCAGUGUCCGCCAGCUGCUCUGGUGUCCCACGUUCCCGGAACUACUGAUGACAGCCAACGAUGAUGACAUACCCACGGUGCACCAAUGGAUAUGCAAUCGUAGACCGCGAAUCGCUCGAAUACCCCUUGCGGAUGGAGGGAAGUACUCCGCCUCUUGGGUCAGGGCAGACUGUCGCCAGAGUGGUUUGAUAUGUCAUACCCCACUCGCAAUUUCGCACCUUGGUUCCUCUUCAGAAGCACCCGCAGCAAGCUCCGGCGGCAAGAAGCAGAAGAAGAAGUGGUCCAAGGGCAAAGUCAAGGACAAGGCCAACCAUGCCGUUGUCCUCGACAAGGCCACUUCCGAGAAGCUCUACAAGGAUGUGCAGUCCUACCGCCUCAUCACCGUCGCUACCCUCGUCGACAGACUGAAGAUCAACGGCAGCUUGGCCCGGCAAGCCCUCGCCGACCUGGAGGAGAAGGGCCAAAUCAAGAAGGUUGUUGGUCACUCAAAGAUGAACAUCUACACCCGCGCGGUUACCGCAGCCGAGUAAACGAAUUUCUCCGAACCAUUUUCCGGUUCCUCUUCUGUCCCCGGGGUUUUGCGUUCGUCAAAAUGGUGUUCUUCAAUUUCCUUCUGAAUGUUCUUGUUUUUAUCAAUUUCCCCCCCCCUUCUGUUCCAUGUUUAGCUCGUCGUCAUGAGUGUAUGGAUAUAAAAAGAAAUAAAAACGAUUAUAUCUGCAUUGUGGAGA
Molecule: messenger RNA, 1893 nt
Organism: Histoplasma capsulatum G186AR
Lineage: Eukaryota; Fungi; Ascomycota; Eurotiomycetes; Onygenales; Ajellomycetaceae
Product: WD domain-containing protein
Exons: 7
Coding region: 1-1695 (564 amino acids)
Biological process (GO): microtubule anchoring at mitotic spindle pole body; protein localization to mitotic spindle pole body; mitotic sister chromatid segregation
Cellular component (GO): MWP complex; mitotic spindle; microtubule organizing center
Molecular function (GO): protein binding
Source: RefSeq, a predicted model, not a curated record